UUCUCUCUUGUCACUUCCUGUUUCAACGACGCCCCACAAAAAGAAAAAAAAAGGGGGGGAAACCAGACCCACCAGAGUUCAUGUUUAGACGUAGAGACUCAGUCAGCUGUCACAUCGAUGAGAUUACGGUCCUGCGAUUGGAGAGGAAGAUCGGGGCUUGAAUGAUUCGGGAUUAGAAAGUAAGAUAACUUCCACUGAGCAUCUCGAGAGGGUGUUUCAGUGUUUUUAUUUUGGUGGUAGGAAGGAAGUCGUUUGUGCCUAGAGACUUUAUUAUGUUAUGAAAAAAGGCAACAGCAAAUGUAGAGAGUGUGUGUGGGCAGACUUUUGGUACAACUUGAAAAAUAACACGUUCAGCAGCGCUGAUCAAAAACAAAAUCAAUCUGUGCUUCAUACUUUAAUAUUUUAGACAAUAAUCCAUGACGCUAACCCCAUCUCGCUCCAGGACCUUCCUCCAUGUCCGCAGUGGCGCCCUCCAGUCCCACCAGUCUCUCGGCGCCGGCGCUGGUCCAGUUCCAGCUCGGCCUGUUCAGGGAGGAGGUCCGAGUCCCCGCCGGCAACCUGAGCUACCGCCAUGCCAAGAGGCUGGCGAUGGACAUCAUAGAACGCAAGGCUCCGGACUGCUGCGUGGUCGGCAUCGGUGAGAAGAUUCUGCUGUUCAGACAUCAGCCCGCCUCAGAGCAGCUGCUGCUGCACCUCGCAGACCACGACGAGCUGCAGCACGGCGACCUCAUCGAGGUCAUCAUCCCAGGAUCAGCGUCGGUGACUGAGAUGAGGAUGCGGCCACACUCCCUGGUGGUCCAGUCGUACCGGACCCCCACCUUCUGCCACCACUGUGGGGAGAUGCUGUGGGGCCUCGUCCGACAGGGGUUAAAAUGCGAAGGUUGUGGAUUAGACUUUCAUAAACGUUGUGCAUUCCAGUUGCCCAACAACUGCAGUCGAGCGCGGCGUCAGGUCAGCACCAGCUUCUCGCUGUUUCCUCCCCGACGACCCCACACGCGCUCCCUGUCCAAUCAGGCUGGAGGAGGAAGUCUGGAAGAGAUCAGCAUGACCAAGCCCUCCUCCAGGCCUCCGUCCUGGGCGGAGCCCCCGGUCUGGCUGGGGGUCGGGUACGGCGACAGGAGCAGGGUCCAGGUGCCUCACACCUUCCACAUCCACAGCUACACCAAACCCACCGUCUGCCAGUACUGCCACCGGCUGCUCAAAGGGCUCUUCAGACAGGGGCUGCAGUGCUCAGACUGCAGGUUUAACUGCCACCGCCGCUGUGAGCAGCUCGUCCCCAGAGACUGUCCAGGAGAGAGGAGGGGAAUCAACGGGGAAGAAUCCCCAGUGUUGGCUCCCAGCUGCCCACCGGACCCCGGGGACAAUGAUUCAGUGCUCACCGAUAUGACAACACUAGACCUCUCCGACGAUGAGAUGUCCACAGAUGGAGACUCGAUGGCCGAGACCAAAGACGAGGAGCAGCAGCGAGAGCCGAUGAGUCCGUGUUUCAGCAGCUACAUCCCUCUGAUGAGGCUCGUCCAGACGGUUCAUCACACUAAGAGGAGGGCCGGUGGAGUCCUGAGAGAGGGAUGGCUGCUGCAUCACACCAACACUGACGCACUGAGGAAGCGUCACUACUGGAUCUUGGACUGGAAGAGCAUCACUCUGUUCCAGAACGAGAGCAGCACCAAGUACUACAAGGAGAUCGCUCUGUCCGAGGUGCUGCAGGUCCGAGGCCCCGCCCAGCUCUCCGUGCCCUCGUUGCCGGGCAACAGCGGCCACUCCUUCGAGGUGGUGACGGCCUCGCUGGUGUACUGCGUGGUGGCCGGAGAGGACGGGCUGGCCUGGGAGAGCGCCAUCCGCCAGGCUCUGAUGCCCGUCCAGGGCAGCGGAGGACACGGCGAGGAGAAGCAGGGAAAAGACUCUCACAGAGACAGCUUGGACAUCAGCUCAGUGUAUCAGAUCUUCACAGACGAGGUUUUGGGCUCGGGACAGUUUGGAGUUGUGUACAAAGGUACUCACAGGAAGUCAGGUCGGCCAGUCGCCAUCAAGGUCAUCGACAAGACGCGAUUCCCCACAAGACAGGAGAGACAGCUGAGGAACGAGGUGGCCAUCCUGCAGAGUCUGUCCCACCUCGGCGUGGUCCUGUUGGAGGGGAUGUUUGAGACGGUGGAACACGUCUUCGUCGUCAUGGAGAAGCUCCACGGCGACAUGCUGGAGAUGAUUCUGUCCAGCGAGACUGGACGACUCCCUGAACGCACCACCCGCUUCCUGGUCAUGCAGAUCCUGGAGGCUCUGCGGUACCUGCACUUCAAACACAUCGCUCACUGUGACCUGAAACCUGAGAACGUGCUGCUGGCCUCAGCGGACCCCUUCCCUCAGGUAAAGCUGUGUGACUUCGGCUUCGCCCGCAUCAUCGGCGAGAAGUCCUUCCGGCGCUCUGUCGUGGGCACGCCGGCCUACCUGGCGCCAGAGGUGAUCAGCAGCAGCGGCUACAACCGCUCUCUGGACAUGUGGUCGGUCGGUGUCAUCAUGUACGUGAGCCUGAGUGGCACGUUCCCCUUCAACGAGGACGAGGACAUCAGGCAGCAGAUCACCAAUGCUGCCUUCAUGUACCCGCGACAACCCUGGGCCUCCAUCUCACUGGAGGCUGUGAGUCUCAUCAACAACCUGCUGCAGGUGUCGGUCAGACGGAGGUUCAGUGUGGGCAAAGCAUUAGGACACCCCUGGCUGCAGGACUUCCAGCUGUGGUGUGACCUCAGGGAGUUCGAGCAGAAGAUGGGCUGCAGGUAUCUGACGCACCGGGGCGACGAGGAGCACUGGAUACGCUACGCCCAGGAGAGAGAGCUGAUCUUCCCGUCCCACCUCUGCUGGGACCCUGACAGCGACAUGUGACCUCGGCCCGCAGGACUCGUGCAUGGCGCACUUCUGCUUGAACUUCUCAGCCAGAUGGUCGAGUCUCUCCAGGCGGCGGAUCUCAGUCAGCAGCCACUCCUCGUAGCCCUUCUCCACCUGCUCCAGACCCUUCCAGGCGUUGGCAAUAUC
Acanthopagrus latus (yellowfin seabream) is the source of this 3024-nucleotide messenger RNA. RefSeq names its product serine/threonine-protein kinase D3-like. Gene Ontology annotation, biological process: protein phosphorylation. The transcript is spliced from 19 exons. The coding region runs from base 454 to 2874 and encodes 806 amino acids. Lineage: Eukaryota; Metazoa; Chordata; Actinopteri; Spariformes; Sparidae. Gene Ontology annotation, molecular function: ATP binding; protein serine/threonine kinase activity. The record is from RefSeq and is a predicted model, not a curated record.